This is a messenger RNA of Phycomyces blakesleeanus NRRL 1555(-), 1568 nucleotides long. RefSeq lists its product as hypothetical. The record is from RefSeq and is a predicted model, not a curated record. NCBI's taxonomy places the organism in Eukaryota, Fungi, Mucoromycota, Mucoromycetes, Mucorales, Phycomycetaceae. The coding region runs from base 133 to 1266 and encodes 377 amino acids. The transcript has 10 exons.
GUUCUCUUGUUAAUCUGAGGCGAUUAUUUUCUUUAUUUUUAUUAUUAUUGUUAUUCGUCCUCUUCUUUCAAUAGCACAUUAAAAUAUAUAUAUAUAUAAAAGUGUAUAUAUAUAUAUAUAUAUAAAUAAAAUAUGAAUUCUGAGUUUGAUGAUGUAUUGACCAACCAACCUGUCGUUAUUGACAAUGGAUCUGGUGUAAUCAAGGCAGGCUUUGCCGGUGAGGAGCAACCAAAGUGUUUUUUCCCGUCUUUCGUCGGACACCCGAAACAUGUUCGUAUCAUGGCAGGUGCUGUCGAAGGUGACACAUUCAUUGGUCGCAAAGCUCAGGAACUACGCGGUCUGUUGAAGAUCAAGUACCCUAUUGAACACGGCAUUGUGACAGACUGGGAAGAUAUGGAAAGCAUUUGGCAAUAUAUCUACACCGACGAACUCAAGACGUUAUCUGAAGAGCAUCCUGUUUUAUUGACAGAAGCUCCCCUGAAUCCCCGUGCAAACCGAGACACGGCUGCUCAGAUAUUCUUUGAUACUUUCAACGUGCCAGCUCUUUUUACAUCCAUUCAGGCAGUGCUGAGUUUGUACUCUUCUGGACGUACAACUGGUAUCGUGCUUGAUUCUGGUGACGGUGUUACUCAUGCCGUACCUGUUUACGAGGGAUUUGCUAUUCCCCAUGCUAUCAGACGUAUCGACAUUGCAGGAAGAGAUGUGACAGAAUACCUUCAAUUGCUGUUGCGUAAAUCAGGUUACAACUUCCACACCACUGCAGAGAAGGAAGUUGUGCGAAUCAUUAAAGAAAAGACAUGUUAUAUUGCACUUAAUCCAGUCAAGGAAGAGAAGGAGACCAGUGGAAAGAUGGAUGAUUUCCAAUUGCCAGACGGUAACAUUAUUAAAUUGGGUGCUGAAAGAUUCAGAGCCCCAGAGAUUCUUUUCCAGCCAGAGUUGAUUGGUGAGGAAUACCCAGGUAUCCACCAAGUGAUUGUGGAUUGUAUUAGCCGUGCCGAUCUGGAUCUGAGAAAGUCUUUGUACUCUAAUGUUGUUCUUUCUGGUGGAUCUACCUUGUGCAAAGGCUUUGGUGAGAGGUUGCUGUCUGAGAUCAAGCGACUUGCACUCAAGGACAGUAAGAUCAAGAUUUAUGCUCCUCCUGAGCGCAAAUACUCUACUUGGAUUGGUGGUUCCAUUCUUGCUUCCCUCAGUACUUUUAAAAAGAUGUGGGUGUCUGCAGAAGAAUACCAAGAAGACCCAGAUAUCAUUCACAAAAAGACUUUUUAGAAACCUUUAUUCCCAGCUUUUUUUUUCUAGCUCAUAACUUCCUCUCUUAUUCACCAACCAAAUCACCACACCUUUUUUUUCCCCCAAAUCCUUUCUCCCCUUUUUUUUCACUUCUUUAUCUUUCUUCUUCUAUCUUCUUUUUUUUGAAAGUCUUUUUUUUUUAUUAUUUUUAUUUUAUCUUUAAAAAGAAAAACCAGAAAAAAAACACUUCUUGACUUUACUCUUCUUGUCUUUUAUCUUAUUUAUUAUAUUUUAUGAGAGAGAAAAAACAUACGAAAAAAUAAAAGAAGGAGAAGAAAAGG